Messenger RNA from Fusarium fujikuroi IMI 58289, 1479 nucleotides. RefSeq lists its product as uncharacterized. The record is from RefSeq and is a predicted model, not a curated record. The transcript has a single exon. Lineage: Eukaryota; Fungi; Ascomycota; Sordariomycetes; Hypocreales; Nectriaceae. The coding region runs from base 1 to 1479 and encodes 492 amino acids.
AUGGAUCCCCUCUUAAGUCCCCAAUCGGUUCUUACGAUACCAUCAAGCGAGGACUGGUCGCGCCUGCGGCCCCUCGUCAAAGAGCUCUACCACAAUCGCAGGCUUUCUAUGGCAGAGGUCAGGGAUCAUUUGAAAUCGCUAGGAUACAGGGUCAACACGCGCAUGAUCAGGGCUAGAAUCAGCCAAUGGAACCUGCAAAGAAAUAACCAGUUCCACGGCAUGGUUGCGGCUCUUCGCUUACUCGAUCCAGACCCUGCGUCGUGGCCAGUCCCGGAACCCUGGUUUGUGAUCCGAGGACGCCAUGUUCCGUUGCAUGAGAUACUGCGAUACUUCAGACGGAAGGGCAUACAGAACCCAAUUCAUUGGUGUCGCUCAGCUGCAGUGUCCCAGGAAGAGCCACCUGUCAGGCUUCUUCAGGAGGGAGAUAGUCCUGUGGAGGGUACGAGCGAGGGUAAUUCAACAAUCGCUGCGCUAUCUUCAGCCAGCAGCGUGGCCAUGUCCAUGUCUCCUGGGGAUAUCCCCACGCCCAUAUUCACUCUCGAGCAAAAGGCAGCUGCCAGUCUAACUGACUACUGCGGAGUUUACCUCAGCCAUGACAUCCACUCAGAGCCAGAGGUUCAUCAGUUCACGAUACACGGGCGUUUCGGGAACCGCAUGCAAGAAGGUCUAGCACAGAUGAUACGUGGAGGUCCAGGGGCAUUUCCACACUUCCAUCAAGCUUUUGACCUUGUUCAGCCUCUUCUUUCUGACUGCCAUCCAAUGAGUCUUGCUCAACUGUUAGCCAUCGUGUGUGAGCUCUCGGCGUGCAAUGCACAAGAAGUAUUGACAUGCCUGCUCCGGUAUUCGGCGGCGAUGGCUUCGUCUUUGCGGACACCCUCCCCUCUUAUCCAAUUCUUGGUGUCCCUCUCCUUAUUGCCACCUGCGCUACUGCAGUGCACGGCUAUCUCGAGUCUUCGGGCUGCAUUGGCAGUAUUCUCCGAUAAGUCCCCCCACACCUGGCAUUGCCUGUAUAUCGAGGAGCGACUCUGUGACUGCCUUUACCACGGUCGAGACCGUAUUGAAGGUGGAUACCGCCGAGCUCAGCUUUUGCGGAACCAAGAAUCGUUCUAUGGACCAUCCGCACGAAACGUUGUCUGGACUGUCACCAAUGUCGCAGAUGAUCACCUAGAUGGUGGUGAUCUAGACGGCGCACAGUCGUACUACAGGAUGGCUUUGGAACGGGCUGAACAGCUCAGUGGUUUCCCAAGGGCCAAGCUGCGCUACGCUGCUCUAGAGGGCCUAGGCAGAAUAGAGCAGAUGCGCUUUGAGAUCACGCGCCAUGAUCGAGAGACUUGUUUACGACACUUGCAGGAAGCAUCUCGAUAUGUUGAUGAGUCAUUGAAUGAAGCACUGAUAUGGUUCGAGCCAACAAGUAGGCGUGUAAGUCGAGUGACAGAACAACAGGGGUAUAUCAGGAAUAUUUUACACUGCCUCGGGUGA